AUGACGAAGCUAUCCAAUGCUCUCAGGAGUGCCCCAUACAACUAUGGCUACCAGGAUGGACGACCGCAAACGCUCCGGCAGCCGUCAUCUCAGCGUCCAAGUCCUUUCGGACGACCACCGUAUGCACAGCCGCCAAAUGGUGCACCGUAUUUCCCGGCUCCCCUCCCCACCUACGUGCACGGGCAAUCCAGUGGAAGCAGCAAUGCACCUUCAUCAAGUCAGACCCGCGUAAUCUCAGCGGAGGAUGACAUGCGUCGACUGCUCAGCGCAUGCAAGACCGCGCGGGGGAACGCAGAGAUGCUGCACGAAGCACUUGUCUACGCGACGCCCAAGGACCUGAAGGGCGAGCUGACCAAGGAAUUUCGAGCGAAAUGUCGCACAUCGCAGGAGCUCAUCCUCUCCGAGAUACCCAGGGCAUCCGCCGAGGCAGAGCGAUCCCGCAAUGCCGCGCGUGUUUCCGCCUUGACCGCCGAGGAGCUGCUGCUGCAGGAACUGCUAGGCGCGAACGAGCAGAUCGUGGACGCGUUCAAAAUCUAUGAUGAUCUUGAGCACGUCGGCAUCGUGGCGGAGGAGCAGGAACGCCUCAGGUUUGAGCGGGUGGUGCAAGUAGUGACCGCGAUCUCUGCAUUUACGCCUACACGCGACGAGACGGUACUUAUUGACCAGGUCUUUUCCCUUGGCGACCCUCCGUGUAACGGGACGCUUGACGCUCACACAGCAGCCCAGCUCCUGAGCGGUUCAAACCUAACAUCAAGCGUACUCGCCAAGAUUUGGGAGCUCGCAAAUGUAGAGGGGUCGGACCAGCUCAGUCGACAGAACGUCGGUGCCGCUUUGCGUUUGGUAGGUCAUGCUCAGGCGGGCACGCCUGUCAUGGACACUCUAUUAGGGAAACCUGGUCCUACUGCAUGGAUCGAGGGCCUUUCACAGCCGGUAGCUCAGCUUCAGGCGGUCGAAGGCUUUCCGCCCGUCACUCCGAGGGACAAGGCCAAAUUCGCGCGUAUAUUUGCCUCAAGCAAUCCUGUGAACGGUGUCUUAAGCUCCGUGCAAGCAGGAGAGCUGUUCCUGAAAUCGAAGUUGCCGCAGGAAACGUUGCGUAGAAUUUGGGAUCUGGCAGACACCAGACGACGCGGGGUGCUCGGUGCUUCGGACUUCGCUGUCGGGAUGUACUUGAUCCAAGCGACUAUGUCGGGUCAACUGGCAACUAUGCCUCCAACACUUCCUCGUGUUCUCUACGAGCAGCUCGGCGCUACGCCUCCCAACCCUAUUCCUGAAUUUCCUCUGCUGUCGUUUAACACGGCACCGGAAUCUCCUGCACACAUCUCCACUGCGUCACCCUCUUCGUCGCAGGGUUGGAACAUCACACCUGCCGCUAGAGCAGAGGCCGAUCAGAUAUUUAACACGCUUGACGUGCAGAAUACAGGGCACGUGCAAGGAGACGCGGUGGUGUCUUUCAUGUUCGACUCUGAUUUGCCUAUGGACGUCUUGGAACGGAUUUGGGACCUCGCAGAUACCUAUAAACAUGGCUACCUAACGCGAGACGAAUUUGCGGUCGCGAUGCAUUUGAUAUCAAAGCAGAAGGCAGGGAAGGUACUCCCGAGUCUGCCGUCGUCCUCGUCACUAGUCCCCCCGUCUAUGCAGGCUAGCACGAGUAGUGCUCCACUGCAGAAUGAAACUGAGGCACUGCUGAUGGACCUCAACGAAGCUUUCUUAGCACCCCCUCCGAAGCCAACGAGCACGUCUUCUAGAUCCAGUGGGAGUCCAAGGGUGUCCCCGAACAUUUCGAGCACCUCACCAGCGAGCCACUCGGUGCACACGCCUCGGUCAGGGCCGGCUACACCCAGCUCCGCAGCCUUUCACACACCGCCCGCGUCUCCACCCAAGGCGAGCUUUUCACCGACAAGCGCCGCGUUCCGCACGCCACCCGCCUCACCGUCGUUGUCAUAUGCAGCGCCUUCGACGAGCAGGCCCUCGUCGGCUUCAGGACAGCGGGCAGAGCAGCCGGCUGUAAGCGCGCAGCAUCGCGGGAUCGGCGCAAGAGAACGCGCGAGAUCUGAUAGGUUCUUCGAUACGCUGGACCCGUGGAGGCGCGGGUGGAUCGACGGCGACGUUGCGGUGCCGUUCUUUGCGAAGUCGAAGCUGCCUGACAGCGUCAUGGGGGAUAUCUGGGAUAUGGCGGACAUGGACCACAAUGGCAGGCUGGACCGCGACGAGUUUGCAAUGGCUAUGCAUCUUAUUCGCGGGAGGCUGAAAGGGCGAGACACACCAGAUUCUCUGCCCCCGUUACCGCCACGUCCGACGCCCGUGGUGGUAACGCAAGCUGCACCUUCGCCACAUCAUAUACCUGAGCCUGAGCCUGAGCCUGAGCUAGCGGCUGCACCUCCCGUCACCGUGCCAGAGAUUGAUUUCGACGAGGAGGAAGUACGGAGCGACACCCCUCCACCGCCGUACGAGGAGAUUCCUGUUGCCGACGUAGGAUGA
Messenger RNA from Sparassis crispa, 2478 nucleotides. RefSeq lists its product as hypothetical. Gene Ontology annotation, biological process: endocytosis; endosomal transport. The record is from RefSeq and is a predicted model, not a curated record. Bases 1 to 2478 code for a protein of 825 amino acids. The transcript has 10 exons. Gene Ontology annotation, cellular component: plasma membrane; cytoplasm. NCBI's taxonomy places the organism in Eukaryota, Fungi, Basidiomycota, Agaricomycetes, Polyporales, Sparassidaceae. Gene Ontology annotation, molecular function: calcium ion binding; protein binding.